Colossoma macropomum (tambaqui) is the source of this 6244-nucleotide messenger RNA. RefSeq names its product RPGRIP1 like (gene rpgrip1l). Gene Ontology annotation, cellular component: photoreceptor connecting cilium. The record is from RefSeq and is a predicted model, not a curated record. NCBI's taxonomy places the organism in Eukaryota, Metazoa, Chordata, Actinopteri, Characiformes, Serrasalmidae. The coding region runs from base 135 to 4001 and encodes 1288 amino acids. The transcript is spliced from 26 exons. Gene Ontology annotation, biological process: non-motile cilium assembly; retinal rod cell development.
CUACUUUUCCCAUAAUGCCUUUUCAGGAAGUGGUUUAGGAACCGGGAACAGCAGCGAGUUGUUUGUUAGCAACAGUCGCUGUGGAUGUCUGAAAAUGUGUCAGUGAACGGCUGUCUGUGCAGACUGUGUGAAGCAUGUCUGCUCUGACGUUAGCUGACGAUACUGCUGGUGACAUCCCUGUGAGGGACAUCACUUUAAACCUCGCCGGAGCAGGCAUACCCGUUUUGGAGAAAGAGUCACUUCUUUCCCAAAAUGCCCGAGCCAGACAAGCUGUGGCCAAAGUCAGUAGAGAAGAGCUGGAGGAUCGCUACCUGCGUUUGCAGGAGGAAAACCUCCUACUCAAGCAGCACACACACAAACAAGAGGACAAGAUCAAGAGGAUGGCCACCAAGCUGAUCCGCUUGGUGAAGGACCGUAAGCGGGUGGAGCAGGUGUCUUCAGCGGGCCGUGUGGUUGGAGGUCGGGAUGUUGAGAUGGAAGAGAUGAUUGAGGAGCUACAGGAGAAAGUCCAAGAGCUGGAGAAACAAAAUGAGGGGCUCAAGCAGCGUCUGCUGACGGCAAAGCAGCAACUUCAGACCCAGAGCCGCAGACCAACGGCCUACAGCCACAUCCAAUCUCGAAUCAAUUCUGGCCUCCGCAGACUUAGAGAAGACACACCUGUGUCGCCUCAGCGGCCAUUAACACCAAGAGGAGUAGGAUCCAGACACGUGGAGGGGGAAAUGAGCAGCAGGCCACCACAGGGGCUCUUACCCCGCUAUGGGCACAGUCUGCUGGAUGAGGCUCGCUCGGAGAUCCGCAAUCUGGAGAAUGUGAUAGAAAACCAGAGGGCUCAGAUGGAAGAGAUGGAGAGGUCAGCAGAGAUGUUGAGGGACCAGCUGAGGAGUAAAGAGAGAGAGUAUGAGGAAUCUCUCCUUCAGCUUAGAGAGCAGCAGGCCAGCGGCCAAAGGUCAACCAUCAAAGACAAUGUGGAGAUGAUAAAGCUGCAAAAACAACUGUCUGAGAAAGGAAAUGCAUUCACUGUGCUGGAGGGAAGAUUCCUUCAGCUACAAGAGAGCCAGAAGACCCUAAAAGCCAGCCAUGAGGCAGCAAUGGCCAAAGUGGAUGAGCUCACUGGACAGCUGAAAGAGGAGAGGCUGAGGAGCCUAGGGCUGGAGAGCCACCUGCACACCAAAACACUGGAAGAGAGGAGGACUCGCGAGUUGCUUGAGCGAAUUCAGGAUUUGGAGAAGGAGAGAGACUUGCUCAAAGAGAACUGUGAUAAGUUGGUGAAUAGUGCCUUUGAUGUAAGUCAAGAACAAAAGUGGAAGACAAGAGAACAGCAGCUCAAACUGCAGAUUGCCCAGUUGGAGAUGGCGCUGAAAUCUGAUCUCAAUGAUAAAAACCAAAUUUUGGAUAAGAUUAAGGCAGAGAGAGAUUUGAAUGAGAAUUUGAUGCAAGAGAACAAAGAACUUCAGCUUCGCUAUCUGGAACAAAAGCAACAAUUAGAUGAAAUAAAAGAUCGUAUGAAGUUCUUUACCAAGGAGAGUGAAAUAGAUGCUUCUGAACUCAGUGAAGCACUGAUGCUCAUAAAGGUACGUAAAACCAAGACAAACGAAGAACUGGGUUUCUUGGAGAAGGUGGAUGAGCAGGUCCACUUGGAUGUAGAAUGCUCAAUGAAGGAAUUACAGGCCACAUACGCUGAAACUGUACAAGAGUUGGAGAAGACAAGAAACAUGCUCAUCAUCCAGCACAAGAUCAAUAAAGACUACCAGGCAGAAGUUGAAGCAGUAACGCGAAAGAUGGAUGAUCUGAAGCUGGAGAAUGAACUAAAGCAGAAGAAACUGGCCCAACUUCUGGACAUGAGAGCUGCCAAGAUAAAGAAACUAGAAGCUCAGCUGAAAGACAUUGCCUACGGAACCAAAACCCACAUCUUCAGACCUGAUGUCACAGAUGACGACGUGACUGAUGAGUUUGAUGAAACUGUGCAUCUUGCUCGAGGGGAGAAUCUUCUGGAGAUCCACCUGGGCACGGCUCGGUUCAGCCCUGAAACUUUACAGAGUCUUGGUGACAAAGAACCAUCCACUUUCUGCACUUACGCAUUUUAUGACUUUGAGCUGCAGUCCACGGGUGUGAUGCGGGGGUCUCAGCCAGCCUAUGAUUUCACCUCCCAGUAUCUGGUGAAAGUAGAUGAUCUCUUCCUGCACUACCUCCAUAGCAGUUCCAUCACUGUGGAAGUGCAGCUGGCCGAGGGUCUGGCUUACCACACCAUAGCUGCAGGUCAGCUGCGAUUGAAUCAGGUCUUGGAGAGAGAUGGGAAGGUGUUUGGCACCCUGCAGUUGAUAGGUGUCAGUGGUGAUAUCCAGGCAUUUGGAACUCUAGAUUACUGGCUCAGGCUGAGGGUUCCUAUAGAGCAGGCCAUCCGUCUGUAUAAGGAGCGAGCCAAAGCGCUGGGCUUCCUUAGCUCUAGCCUUAGAGACCAGAGCCAGGCUUCGACUGCCCCUGUCCCCAGCACUUCAUUUAAAGAUGGAAACCUGAACGAGCUCAAUGUCAUAAUACGCUGUUGCAGUAACCUCAAACCCAGAGGUCCUCAUACUCAGCCCAGUCCAUACGUCAUCUAUAAACUCUACGACUUCCCUGACCAUGACACACCAAUCAUUACUUCCACCAGUGAGCCCCAGUUUGAGGAUCACAUGACCUUUCCCAUCAUGAUGAAUGCAGACCUUGAUGUGUAUCUGAGGGCAGAGGCUUUGACCCUGUAUGUUUUUGAUGAUCUGGACUUGGAGAAUCAGCUGUACCUGGGGAAAGCAAGAGUGCCACUUAUAUCUCUGGCCCAUGAUAAGGCCAUUACCGGUACGUUCGAGCUUACGGACCCAGAUGGUGUGCCCAGUGGCUACAUAGAUUUGACUCUGAAAUGGAAGUUCACAUACCUGCCUCCUUCUGGCUCAGCCAUGACUGCAGAGCAGGCCAAGUUCAUCGUCAAAGAGACACCAGUCAAACUAGGAGCUGGUGGAGCUGAAAGUGUUAAUGGAGGGCAGGAGAGGGAACUUAAUCCCUUGUCUCUUUCCACACCUUCUGAGAACCCACUGCCAAAGCCCAGACUGCGGACCCUUACAAAAACAUCUACUAAAAAAGUUUCAUUCUUGGAUGUCACAGAGGUGGAAAACCAGGUGGGUGAAACUACUCCCUCUGGUGGUGACCAGGAAAACAAGCACUCUACUGUCUCAACAGCAAAGACUGUCGCAGUGGUUGAGGCGGGACAGUCCGCUACACUUACAAAAGAGGAAGAUGAUGAAGACUCGCGUUUCUCAGAGGGCCAGGUGAUUGCAGUGAGCUCUCAGUCUUUAUCCGAUGAAUCUGAAAUUUCUGAGGAACUGCAGGAGCCUGAGGAAGAGAUACAGCAGGCAGAAGGCACAGAUCUGAGUGAAUCGAUCCUUUCAGACAGCGAUGACUGCAUUGUGCCUGCUCAGAGCACACAGGCCAGGAAACAGCCGUUCGAGCGGAUUCGUGUGGAGAUCGUGUCUCUGAGUCUGAAGCCAGACUCCAGGGUCUCAGUGGACUCUAGUGUGGUCAGGCUGUUUGUGGAGUAUUGUUUUCUGGACCUGCCCACAGUAGAGACCCCGCUGUCACUGCCCAAACCACUGCCUGGACAAAGCAUCUACUACAACUAUAGCAAUGUGAUCCAUGUGGAUGUGGAGAAUAACCAGGCCAGACGCCACACCCUUAGAGCAGUGCUUGAAGGCAGGAACAGAAAGCUAGAGAACGUUAAAUUCACAGUAGUGAGUGAUCCACCUGAGGAAGAGGAGCAGGAAAAGGAGUGUGAGGAUGUGGGCGUGGCCUACCUCAGGAUCCCUGACAUUCUAGAGAAGCAGAGAGACAUGAUGGAUGUUGAUCUGAAGAUUGUGGAUGUGCAGGACAGCAGUGAAGUGGUGGGGAGUCUGAAGGUCACUGUAGAAGCUCUGGAGGCUCUAAGGUCCAUCAUGGAGGAUCCAGACCAUGACCACUCUUUCUCUGCUCUCACUUGAGCUCCAGUCCAGCAGCUGCAUACACAGAGACUCGUUUACGUCAUGUAGCAACAGUCAAGAGAAUAGGUCAGGUGAAAACAGUAGGUUUUGUUUACUUCACUGGAUCAGGGAGAAGAAUCCACUAGCAAUUGACAAAAAUGAGAAAAAUAUACUAGGGAGAAAAAAAUAGACAGAUUCAAAGAAAACUCCCAAAAUAUUUCCAGCCUCUUGCUGCUCAUUUUGCUGUUCUGUGUGAUGGUUCCACGCCAAAACUGAAGUGACAACAAAGUGGCAACGUUGUCACACAUAAGAAUUGUCAACAAAUUGUGGGGUCCAAAAAUUUGCAAAGAAAAAUGCAGGCCUUGGCACAAAAUUUGCUUAAAUUUGAAUAAUGAUCUAGAAACAGUACAUUUUUUGAAUAUUUCUUGAAAGUUAUUGAUUCUUGUCAUGACUUUUCUUAGUUUUCAUUUUUUCAAAAUUCUAAAACUUUAUUUUAUUUCCUGGUUUCAAUUAAAUCAAUCCCAGAUUCUCAAUGUGGCCUCAGACUUUUUGGACCCCACUGUGUGUUCUUCUCAUUUUUUUCAAACACAACUUAUAAAAUGAAUGACAUUUAUUUACAGUUGUGCAGAUGUUUCCAUUUUAAUCCAGUAAGGGAGGAAAGAAAUGUUGUUGUGCUCUGCCUUCUAGCCAAGAAAGAGUGUGUUUUAAAUAUUCCCCUAAAACAGAAGGAGCGAUAAUAAAACAUGCGUGACUAAUAUCCUUUCAAGUGAAUAACAUCAGAAGGCUUUGAUUCUUCCCCUUACAGUGGAACCCAGUGUGACAUCCUUUAAGAUUGGAAUAUUUCUCUAUGGCUGCCUCCCUGGGUGUAAGCCCCUAGUGCUCAGUUUGACGUGGUGAUGAUGUUUAGUGCUUUAAUAACUGUGCUUAAUGAAAAGCCUGUUAAGCCUCAUUAGCCGCUGUGUGCCACACGGCUGUUUUUAUAUUGAAGAUGUGGAAUGGAAUCUAACUGAAUUUAAUGGGAUUUAAUCCAUCUCUUUAAAAUGCUAAUGCCCAUUUUCACGCGCAUUGACUCACAGCACACACACUCUCCCUCUGCAGAGCGCAGUGGAUUCUUCUGGGCUGCUUUUGGUACUUGACAUUUCUAGCCUUUACUGAGGGCUUUUAGGACUAUUUACUUAAGACAUUUGUACUGUAUUUUUAUACAGAAAUAUAGAUUCACUUUAUAUUUGUCAUUUUAUUUAUUCAAAGACAUUGACAGCAAAUUUUAGCCACUGUUUAUAGAAUUAGAAACAACAGUAUUUAUGAAUUUAUGUGGUAUUUAAUAGCUGUUUGUACAUUGUAGUUUUAUUAAAGACAUUCUGUGUUGUUUUCUAUUGCCACUGACAGUGCAUACUCAUUUUUCAUUAUUACCUAAGUUAUUAGUGUUGCCACGCAGCUGUAUGAUCAGAGCGUUUAACUGAUUUGGCCCACUGCAUGGUAGACCUGUCAGUCUAAAUGAUGCACAGUCUCUGCGUAUUGACUCUGACAUGGUUGGUGGAUUCUUCGUGUGUUUAGUCUGACCUCAUCAUUAGCUCUGCUCAGGGGUGGAUCAAUAUUAUUGAUCUGCUACCCAGCACUGCCACCGAGACUCUCUCUACCCUGCACACAUGCAAAUGGCCCUGCCACCUGAAAAGAAAGACAGAAAAAAGCAGGCGAGAAGCAGCGUCCCAAGUGGUCUCAUUAGGCAUUCAGAGUUAAGACGUGGGGCGGGUCAUGUUGUCAUGUGCAGAUGAUUGGAGCACAGCCCUUUGACAGCUGUGACAGGCGGGUGGGUGGCCUCGCAGCCCCCUCUUCUCUUUUGGCCCAUCUGUCAUAUUGCGCUGAGCGUUCUUGCCAUUGAGGGAGAAGGUACAGGACUAGUCCUCAAUUAGGCACGUUAGCUACAUGAGGGAAAUGUCAUUUUCAUGACACGGAUAACCUCCGAGUCCACCAAGGCCACUUACCACAGGCAGAUCCCAAAUGAGCCUGAACUGGAACCAGUCACUGAAAUGAACCAAGAGCUCUCUGUUUAAAUUGACUCACCAUACACUUCUCAAACCACACCUCUAGAUUCGUUUAACCUGUAACCUCAUGUUUCUUCCUUCCAUCUCUUCUGUCCUGUCUUAACGGCAGCAGAAACUCAACCUUCAAACUUUGCCUCAUGUUUGUCUUGAGGAGGCUGAUAAACAUGAAUAGGCCCAGUGACUGUGCAAGCACUGUUUGAAUGGCAUUGUCUCAUGUCAGGA